UGUUCUCAAGCAGACUCUACAGAUGGACUCCAACAGCCUUUGCCAGAAUGAGAUUGCUGAGCCUUUGAGCUCCAGUCUGAAUGAAGCGCAGUUGGAUAUCCUUGGGCGGCGGGUCAGAAAGGAGUCCCGGUCAGUUUUGGAUAAGCUGAAGUCAGAGCGAUGGUGUUCUGGUCCCCGGCUGAAGAGCUGCUUCUUCUCCUGUGUGCCCGUGUUCUCGUGGCUGCCUCGUUACUCCCUCAGACAGAAUGCCAUCGGAGACCUCAUCUCGGGCAUCAGCGUUGGCAUCAUGCAUCUGCCCCAGGGGUUGGCCAAUGCCAUGCUGGCCGCUGUGCCUCCGGUGUUUGGCCUCUACUCCUCGUUCUAUCCCAUCCUCCUCUACUUCAUCUUCGGGACAUCCAGACACAUCUCAGUGGGUACAUUCUCCAUUCUUGCCAUCAUGAUUGGGACAGUGCUUGGUGACCUGAAGUUGCCAGGCAACAGGGAUGCAAGUGACAGUGAUGCUGACAUGGCCAGAGUGAGUGUGGCAGCUCAGCUCACCAUCAUGAGUGGACUCAUACAGAUUGGGCUGUGUGUGCUGCGCUGUGGGGGUGUGUGUCGCUGGCUCUCCCGGCCGUUAGUUGGGGGAUACACCACCGCAGCGGCCAUCCACGUCACCAUCCACCAGCUACCUCUGCUGGCUGGCAUCGCCAUACACCGGCAUGCAGGGGUCUGCGCCCUGUUCUGGAUGUUGGGAGAUGUUUUGUUUGGAUUGGACAAGGCAUCGCCCGGGGCGUUAAUUGUCUCCGCUGUUUCCAUGGUAACUCUGGUCGGUGGAAAGGUGCUUAACAGCUACUUCAAAAAACAGCUACCCAUGCCUGUUCCAUGGGAACUAGUACUGGUCAUUUUGGCCACCAUCUUGUCUUGGCAGCUGGACCUCUCUGAAAACUACAGAGUUCAGGUGGUGGGGACGGUACCCACAGGUCUCUCUGCUCCCUCUCUCCCUCCUCUCUCCCUCUCCCAGGAUCUCCUGCUCCCAGCCUUCGCUCUGGCGGUGGUUGGCUUUGGGUUCACUGCUUCCCUGGGUACCAUGUUUGCCCUGAAGCACGGCUACAGUAUCGACAGCAACCAGGAGCUGUUGGCGAUGGGUCUGUGUAACUCUAUAGGAGGGGUGUUCCAGUGCUUUGCAGUCAGCACGUCUAUGUCGCGCAGCAUGGUGCAGGAGAGCACUGGUGGGAAGACUCAGGUGUCCUCUCUGGUUUCUGCCCUGUUGAUGCUGGUCAUCCUGCUCAAGGUGGGAGCCCUGUUUGAACAGCUGCCAAAGGCUGUCUUGGCUGUUAUCAUUCUGGUGAAUCUGCAGGGGAUUUUUGUUCAGGUCAAGGAAGUGCCAAUACUGUGGGCCACAGACCGUGUAGACCUGUGUGUGUGGGUAGUGACGGCUCUGUGCUCCCUGGUCUUUAAUCUGGACGUGGGGCUGGGUGCUGCGAUGGCCUUCAGUCUGUUGACGGUUGUUUUCCGGACACAGCACUCCCCAUCGGCUCUUCUUGGGGUCAUUCCAGGGACAGAUUGUUAUAGAGACCUAAAGCUGUUCUCCGAGGCCAGGCAGAUUCCUGGGGUGACCAUAUUCUCCUUUUGUAACCCUAUCUACUAUGCCAACAGUGAUCCUUACUUCAACUCACUGAAAGAGGUUAUCCAAAGAGGCCGAGAAGAGAAGGCCUGCCCCAGUGAGGGCCCAGCAGGCCAGCAGAGUGAAGCGCAGCAGCACUGUGUGAUCCUGGAGCUCAGUGGGGUCAGCUUCAUGGACUCUGUGGCCAUGAACAAGCUGAGAACAAUGGUGAAGGAAUGUGAAAACCAGGGAAUCUGUGUGUUACUUGCUGCCUGUCCAGAUGGACUACUCACUCUGCUCCAGACCCAAGGUUUGGUGCCUGUGUGCGUUUCCUGUUCUUGCGUAUUUCCUUCUGUUCACCAUGCCGUGCAACACUGCCACCGUACACAGCUACUUCCUGACGCCACGGUCAGCGAGGUCUGAUGCUGACCCUUGUCUCUCAUCGCUCGUGUCCAUCAGAAGCUGACGUUCAGAAGGGCUGUGCCACACACACGUGCCACCCGGCUGUCCACCUUAACAUGCAGGCCUCUCAUCUGAAGCCACAAACAGGUUUCAGCAUUAGCAGAGAGAGCAGGGUGUGUUACCAAGUAGCUCAUUUAUGGUUAUGGUUAUUGUAUUUAUUGGCACAGUGCAUUAUGGGUAGUUGAUAAAUAGUCACGCUUUUCAGAGGAGGUUAGAGGUCAAAGGACAGCUGGUCGUUCAUGUUUUCCUAAGAAUAUCUAUGGAAAUGGUGGAAAUGGAAAAACUUUGAAGGAAUUCAUUUGCAGGUGCCUUCCUCAUCUGUGUACAGACCCAACCAUGGGUUUUGGUCAGGACUGUGCACAUGGAAUUAAAAUAGCACUUUGCUUAGUUAUUAGCUUAUCUUAAAUUCAUGUGUGAUGCACAUUGCCGUCCACAUUGUUUGUCAUCGAUUGACGCCAUCAGUGUUCAGACUCAUGGCGAGGCUGUGGAUCAGUCUAUCAGUGUGUCUCUCUGGCGCCAUAUCUGUCUUUCUGUCUCUGGGCCCGUCUCAGAAGCCAUCUGGGUAGGCUUUGGCUUUAUCCCACCCUGAUGUGACUCAAUCGGCAACAGGGAGUGUAUGUUUGAACUGUGUGUGUGUGUAUUGCUUUAGAUCUGAGUCAGGAGUUUUGUGAUGUCAUCAUGGGAGUACAUUUGUUCUUUAAUAUUGUCACUAGACAUAUGAAGCAUUUAUUUUCUAAUUAAAAGUUUGGUGUGUGUGAGUAUGAGUUUGAGAGAGAGAGAGAGAGAGAGAGAGUACCAGUAUGCAUAUCUGUGUCUACAUAGACAUACUUUAUAAGUUCUCUAAUAGUUUUCUCAAUGCUUUGUAACCAAUGCAAGAAUUGCUUUGGUCGGCUCUCUCUCAUUAAGUAGCUGUCUUAUUGAAAUGAAAGCCCACUAGGAUUUCAAAGAAAACAUGCAUUGGGAGGGGGACGUGUCUCUGUGCUGUAUUAAUGAUUAUGAGACAUUGUGUUGUCACUGAUUGUCAGAACACAUAAAUACACACAUGCAAACAAGCCCUUGUGUUUAUGGUGAGGGAUGGCCCUGGGCUAAGCUAAUUAGAGUAGAGCACAAGGACGCAAAGGGGGGAGAGAGAGUCUAGAGAGCUAAUAUAAAACAUAUAUAUUUGAAAUAGAGUAUGUAGAAAACUAUUUAUUUAAAUGAGACAAACUAAAGUAAGUGAAAGGUAUGUUGAC
Messenger RNA from Sardina pilchardus (European sardine), 3276 nucleotides. It is a transcript of the gene slc26a6.1, whose product is annotated as solute carrier family 26 member 6. Gene Ontology annotation, cellular component: plasma membrane. Gene Ontology annotation, molecular function: chloride transmembrane transporter activity; bicarbonate transmembrane transporter activity; secondary active sulfate transmembrane transporter activity. The record is from RefSeq and is a predicted model, not a curated record. NCBI's taxonomy places the organism in Eukaryota, Metazoa, Chordata, Actinopteri, Clupeiformes, Clupeidae. The coding region runs from base 23 to 2005 and encodes 660 amino acids. The transcript has 19 exons. Gene Ontology annotation, biological process: transmembrane transport.